Leptopilina heterotoma is the source of this 4954-nucleotide messenger RNA. RefSeq names its product chaoptin (gene chp). Gene Ontology annotation, molecular function: protein binding. Gene Ontology annotation, cellular component: extracellular matrix. The coding region runs from base 356 to 4222 and encodes 1288 amino acids. Lineage: Eukaryota; Metazoa; Arthropoda; Insecta; Hymenoptera; Figitidae. The record is from RefSeq and is a predicted model, not a curated record. The transcript is spliced from 17 exons.
ACGUUGGCCCUUUAGAAUGAAUCUUGUGCUCAGUCGCUUAGCCAUACUCGUCUCUUAAUCACUCAUUUCGUCUCUUCUGCUGAUGAUCGUAUUAAAUGGUAAAUUUUUUUUUUCUAUUUUCAUUUCUCAGUGUGACAAAAAAAAAGUAAAUCACAACACAACAAAACGUGGUGAUAAAAGUGAAACGGCUUUUUUUAAAUUUGUGAUCUUGUGAAUUUAAUAUAUAUUGUGAAAAAGUGCCUCCAAAAAAAUGGAUAAUAAUUAUUACUAUACCUGAGAAUAAUAAUUGUGAUACAAAAAUUUUUUUUGCGAAAAAUUACUGAACGUGCUAGUUCUUGUGAAAUUAGGCUACACGAUGGUGAUCGUGGUGAUAUUGUUAAUGUUUUGGGCGUCAAUGGUGAGAAUGCACGAACUUCCGGUACAAUAUCCACCAUGCUUUUUUAAUCCAUUGUGCACGUGCUCAAAAGCAAUUCCAGAUUUAGGAAUUGUGUCGUGUUAUAAUGUGCCGAUGCGAAGAAUUCCUCACCCCAUUAAUGCCUCAAAGGUCUUCAUGCUACAGCUGGAGAACAACGGGCUUCGUUCCCUUCAACCGCAAUUCCUUCUCAAUACCGGUCUCUACAAGCUGCAGAUCAAGUAUAAUCCCAUAUCAGAUGUACCGGACGAGGCGUUCCUAGGGCUUGAAAGAUCGUUGUGGGAGCUUGAAUUACCCUACAACCGUCUCGCAAGAGUACCAAGCAAAUCGUUUAGACAUCUACAGAAACUUCGACUGCUUGAUUUGACAGGGAAUCAGAUCUCGCACAUUGCACCUGACAAUUGGCGUGGCCUUGAAAAUUCAUUGCAAACAUUGCGUCUUGGUCGUAAUGCAAUCAACAAAUUGCCAGCCGACGCAUUUGCUGGUCUUGCAUAUUUAGAGGUAUUGGAUAUUAGAGAAAAUAAUUUAAAGGACAUUGAUCCAUCAGUAUUUCGCGAUGGAAUGGCACAUUUAACGCAUUUAUAUUUAAAUGACAAUCAAUUGACAAAUAUUCCAUAUUCACAAAUGUCGUCAUUAAAAAAAAUGAAAGUCCUCGAUUUAAGUUACAAUCGAAUAACAAAAAUGGUUCAACCACAAAUGGAAUUGGAAAUACGUGGUAUACAAUUGUCACUCGAUGUAUUGAGAAUGGAUUACAAUCAAAUGCAACGUCUUGAAAUGGGAUCUUUUCAACAUUUCUUUAAAGUCAAUAAAACAUAUUUAAAUGGAAAUCCAAUUACUGUUGUUGAGGAAGGUACAUUUCGUGAUUCACGAAUUCACGAACUUUACUUCACAGACUGCGAUUUAUUAGAAGUGAAUUCAGAUAUUUUUUCUGGACUCGAAUCAUCAUUAGAACUAUUGGAUUUGUCCGGCAAUAAUAUUACCGAAUUGCCUCCACAUCUCUUUCAAGAAUUUGACUUUCUACGAACGCUCAUCUUUCGAGAGAAUAACAUUGAUUCUUUUGCCCCAGCUACAAAUAAUGUUUCAGAAGUUUUCAAUGGCUUUCAAUAUUCACUUUACAAUUUGGAUUUGAGUGGAAAGAAAAAUUCAAUGGUCGCUUUACAAAAUUUACGACAAAUGAGAAAUUUACGUUUUCUAUCGAUAUCAAUGAUGCCAAUGACAUCAUUGUCGCCAGAUGAUUUCUCUGAAUUUGGAAUGGACGUUAAAGAAUUGCAUAUUAUUCAAAGUAAUAUGAAUACAAUAAAGAGUCAUGCAUUUAUGCAUAUUCGUGGAAUUAAAUAUUUGGAUUUUUCGGAAAAUUCCAUUUCGUCUAUUGAGGAAGAUGCAUUUUCCGAGGUUGGACAUUCGCUGUUGACAUUAAAAGUAGCCCAUGGACUUUCGACAUCAAUGAGUGAAUUGCCAAGUAAACCGUUCAAAUUUUUGACAAAUUUGCAACAUCUCGAUUUUAGUAAUAAUCGAAUUCGAUCGAUGCCCGAUACGUCCUUUCAUUUUUUGAAAAGAAUUAAACGAAUCGAAAUGCAGGACAAUGAGAUUGACAGUAUUCGCAAGGGAACAUUCCAGGGUGACAUUCACUCGAGUUUGGAAGAAGUCUAUUUUGAAUAUAAUCAGAUACAGGCAUUGACAACACACACAUUUGUCGAUUUGAUAAUGCUGACGACUAUCAAUUUACAAGAUAAUAUUAUCGAGAGAAUAGAGCGUCGAGCAUUUAUGAAUAUGAAUCGACUUAAGUACAUUAACUUGAGGGGAAAUAAAAUAAGAAGCAUUGCUGACGAGGCAUUUCAGAAUCUUCCGGAUUUGGAAUUUUUGGAUUUGGCCUACAACGACUUGAAUGAAUUCGAUUUCAAUUAUUUCGAUCAAGUGGGAACGCUUUCGUCAUUUAAAGUGAAUGUCAGUCAUAAUGAAAUUUUCCGUUUGUCAAUGAAUGCCUCGAUGUAUUCGACGACAGUAAACAUGGGCAGUAUAUUAAAUUCAAAUAUCAAAGUUCUAGAUUUGAGUUUCAAUAAUAUAACGGACAUUGUGAAAAUGUACUUUAGGCCCGUGGAAUUUUCACUAACGCACCUCUAUCUAUCGCACAAUGAACUAAAUAAUGUAACGCAAGGAGUUUUUGGAAAUAUGCCACAUCUACAAUGGCUCGACUUGAGUUACAAUGAAUUAAUUGAAAUUGAUUUCGAUUGCUUUAGAAAUACAAAAAAUAUUCAAGUACUAUUAUUAGCAUGGAAUAAUAUAAUGGACAUUCCAGCUGAAACAUUUAGACAAUUGAAAAAAUUAAGAAUUGUCGAUCUCUCUCAUAAUCGAUUGCGUACACUGCCCGAUAAUCUCUUUAAUGAGGCUUACAUCGAGAGUUUGGAUCUCUCGCACAAUCAAUUUAUGAGAUUGCCUAUUAAGGUUAUGUCGAUGACUGCUGCCGCCAGUCUCUCGUCAUUGGAUCUCUCCUGGAAUUUAUUAUCGGGAGUUCACAGUACGGACGCUAUUUUUAGGUUAAGGGGAUUGACUUGGUUGGAUCUUUCUUACAAUCGUCUAGUGAGAUUGGACGACGGAAUAUUUUCAGAUUUGCAUAAUAUGGAUUAUUUAGAUCUAAGUCACAAUAAGCAAUUAAUUUUAGAACAACGUGGAAGAACUUUUCAUGGUUUGGAGGAUUCACUUCUAUUUUUGGGACUCAGCAAUAUUUCGCUACUUAGUGAUUUUUCAAUCUUUGAUCAUUCGGUUCCCGAUCUUCCCUUUCAUCGUCUACAAACACUUCAUUUGGCCUACAAUGAAUUGGCUUCCGUGCCAGCUGAAAUGGCGGCAAAUUUAACGAGUUUAAGAUAUUUAGAUUUAAGUUAUAAUGAUUUAACGGUGGUUCCUCUCAUAACUCAUGCACUUCCGGAAUUAAAGUCAUUUAAUUUAGCCUACAAUCCAAUUACAAUUAUAACUAAUACAAGUUUUCUGGGCGUUGCCGAUAGUCUCGAAGAAUUAGAUAUUCGAGGUUUGACUUUAUCGACUUUUGAGGCAGGAGCUCUUUGUAAGGCAUCGAAACUUCGAAGUCUGCUGCUAACUGCAUACACGGAAAUAAAACAUUUCAAUUUUCCAAAUCUUUUAGAAUACAAUCAUGGACUCAAGAAUUUGUUUAUUCAUGUGCAUAACGAGACAAGUCUCGAGAAAGAGAUGAAGGGAAAGUUUCCAGUGAAACUCUACAAUUUUACCUUCAGUGGUCGAAAUUUCAAACAUUUGCACAACGACAUUUUAAUGGGAAUGAAAAGUCCACAUUUACAUUUUGGUCUUCAUAAUACAAGUAUCAGUACAAUUCAUCGGGAUCUAUUCACAAAUGCAAUAUCCGUGAGAAAUAUAACAAUUGAUCUUUAUAAUAAUGAUGUGAGAACAUUAAUGAAUCCUUCGUCAGCUCAUAAACCAAGUGUCCCAGGAAAAAGAUUUCUAAUGAGACUCAGAAUGGCUGGAAGUCAUUUGAAUUGCGACUGCGAUAUUGGAUGGAUUGAAAUGUGGCAACGUAAGCACAGACAGUAUCAGGAAGAUCGAUGCAAUUCACAUUAUGAAUUAACAAAUUACGAACGUGAGGAGGACAGUGAAUUUAAUUGUUGGGACAAUGGUUGGGACGACGAUUUACGUGAAACAUUUUGCAUGAACAAAAAUAAUAUGACAGUUUCCGAUGCUCUGAAAAAAGAUCUCGAAUGUGGAUGGAGUUCAGCUCCAAUAUUUCAUUUACCAAAUUUCUCACUUCUUUUACUUUCCAUCAUUCCUCUAAUUUUUGCUUACUAAAUUAAAUUCUUUUUUUUUUAAUUUACAGGUUAAUAUUUUUAUAAUCAUUCACUAGAUGUAAUUAUUUCGAAGAGGAGGAAAUUAAUAGUUUAUUUGAAAAAAAUUUUCAAACAACUUUUAAUUUUUGUUCAAUUAUCUAAUUUAAUUUAAAAGUGAUUAAAAAUUUUUUAUUUUAUUUUAAUUUAAUGAAAAGUAAUUAAAAAACUUAGUUAACUUACUUAACUUUCAGUUAAUUUAUAUAUUCACUAUUUAGCAGAAUUAAUAUUUAAAAACUUUAAUUGGAAUUAUAAAAUAAUAUCGAAAGUGAAAAAUUUUUUUCCACUUGUUUUUCUAAUCUAUGUUCGGUCGGUAAUGUAGAUUUGUCUUCUUUAAAUACGCAUCGUGAAAUUUAAAUAAAAAAAAAUAUUAAUUUCACUUUUCCAAAACGAAAUCAUCAAUUUCUUUAUAAAAUGUACUCUAUUUGUUGUUAUUAAUAUAAGAAAAUAUUCUUUUUCUUUGCAAACAAAAGCUUUUUUGUACAAAUUCAAAACAUCAUCUUCAUCAUUUCUUUUUAACAUCGCAAACUAAUUUAAAAAAAAGUGAUUUACAUAAGUUCAGAAAAAAUUUAAUAUUUUAAUUUAUUGUGACUUAUAAAUAAUUUUAAAAGAGAGCAGUAAAUUACAUUUCCCCUUUUUUACGCUAAAUGUAAAAAAAAAUAUUCUAAUACAUAAUGAAAUAAAUUUAAAAGAACUU